CUCCCUCCGUGUGUGUGUGUGUGUGUGUGUGUGUGUGUGUCUAGCAAGCAAGCAAGCAGUUGGGCACAGUGUGACUCAGUAGCCAGUGUUGGUUCAAAUUUCAGUCUCUCCCUGAGUUGCCUAUUUCAGAUGUAUUUAAACGCAACACAAUUUGGUGAAAACUAUUCUUGUGGUGAUUGACUCAAUCCUGUGUGCACAACUAAGCAUACCUAAGUCUCUCUGAGGAACAAAGUAAGUUAAAUACCAAUUUGACACCUUCCAUAAAGAUGGGUCUUAUAGAGUGACUGAGAAAAACAGUUUAAAAGGAGGAUCUGGUCCAAGAAAGUCUUCAACCACACACAUUUUCCAAAGUUCACCAGUCUAGUCUGCCCCAGCCUUCUGGGUGGAAAACUGGUUUUGCAUUCCUUCCCUUGAAGGAACAACCCUGUGUUCUUAACAGUCCACCUCCCCCUAGUGCAUGUCUGUGAGCACAGAGACCUCAGUGCCCCUUACUAUUACAUAAUAACAAAAACAAGCAUGAGAAUCCAAAUCUGUGCUUUCCUCAAGUCAGCCUGUUGUAAAAGUUUCCACUGAUGGAUCCCAUCAAUGACAUGUGCUUUGUUUAACCAGCUAUGAAUCUAUCUACUGUUUGUUUCUUUGGCUUUUUCUCAUAAAAUGAUUUCUCUCUCUAUUCUACUUCCCCAAAGAACCUCACGACGUAGCCCUACCUGGCCUGGAAUUUGCUGUCCAUGCUAGGCUGGCCAUGACCUCACCGAGGCCUGCCUUCCUCUGGCUCCAGAGUGCUGUGAUUAGAGGUAUGUGCCUUCAUGCCUGUCCCUCAAGCAAUCCCUCUGGGCUCUCAUUAGUUCCGUACUCAUGGGAGCUGGAGAGAAGACUCAACAGUUAAGAGCAUCUGUGGCUCUGACAGGGGAUCUGGAUCCAGUUCUCAGCAACGACUUGAUGGUUCACAACUGUAACUCCAGUUCCAGGGGAACAGAUGCCUUCUUCUGGCCUCCAUAGGAACUAGGUAUAUCCAUUGUGCACUUAAAUACAAAUAGGUAAAAUAUUUGUGCAUAUAAAAUAAAAUAAUCUUUAAAAAUACUGCACUUAGGGCUUAAAAACAUCUUGAGUCUUUCAUUUCCCCUGGGGUCUUCAACUGGCUGUCUUCAAUUUGUCCCCUAGAUUUAGCGUCCCCACCCUCUGUGUGUCCCUGGAGAUUGACAGUUCCUACCACAGCAAUGGUUCUUUCACUCUGUAGUUGAAUUUCCAGUUGCCUUUGGCUAAGAGGACAAGCAAUUGGAAGAAGACAGACUAGCUGGUUGAUGUGCUUAUCCUCUGGGCUCUCCUGGUACAAGGUCACUUGAGUUUUACACCCACACCUAGCAGCCUCACUGUUACUAAUCCAGCAUACUGUCCCACUGACCCUCUGCGGUUUCCUUCCUCCCUGCUCAGCUUUGUGCUUAGAUCCAUUGCAAAAGUCUCCUUGGAAGGUAACCUGACUGAACACACCACCUGUCACCGGCCAAGAGCCCAACAUAAAACAUGUCCACAAAGUGAGCAAAAAUUAGUUAACUGUGACUGUCACUGGGGAACACAUCAAUUUCUUCCCAUGGCUGCCUUCUUUUUCAGGGGCUCAGGGGCCAUUCUUUUUACCUCAUUUCCUCUGUGCUCCUGUAAUCUCACGGCCCUUAGUUUAUGAGCAUCUUUUGUUAUAAAUCCCACGGAUCUCCUCAGCAUUUGCUGGGCUUCGUUCUUCAGGAUUCUCUAAAGUGCCCUAGAGGUUAGACCAUUCACCCUUUAAGGACUUUCAGGCAAAAUAGACCAAAUUAUGCUGUGAUAGGGAACAUGUGCCAACAUGUUUUGCUCUGGGUGGUGUGGGGCACCGGAUUUCUCUGUGUAGCCCAGGCUGGUCUUGAUGUCAGAAUCCUACCUCUGCCUCUGGAAUGGUGAGGUUACCAUUAUGCACUCCUUUACUUAUUACUCAUCCUCACCACAGAUCCAUCAUGGCUUGGCAAGAGAUUCAAAUCACCGUGAGGGACCCAAAUGGCAGACCUGCCUCGGCUGAAAUGAUGUCAACCAGAGUACUAGAGGGAAAGAGAGAUCUGAAAGAUCCUUCAUGGGCAGUUAGAUGCUUGGUCCCCAGAUGGCACCACUGGUCCUGUGGUCCCUUCACAUCUCAUGUGGCCAGGAAGGACAUUUUCAGGGUGCCUAGGAGGGGUCAGUCCCUUUGGGCAGUAUUGUUGUUUCCUGUGCAUGCCUUAAUGUCCUACUUGCCUUAUAAGGUCUCUUGAGGCAGAGACUUUUUGCUCUGUUCCUCUCUGCAUUUAGGGGGUGCCUUGUUCAGCUACAGGUUACUUUUUUUCAUUUAUUUUUAAAAAGUUAUUUUAUUAUAUUAUUAUUAUCAUUAUUACUAUUAGUGGUGGUAGUAGUAGUAGUAGUUGUAGUAGUAGUAGUAGUAGUAGUAGUAGUAGUAGUAGUAGUAAUAGUUGAAGUAGUAUUCGUAGUAUUGAGCUAGAGUUACAGGAAGUUGUGAACCGCCUUAUGUGAGUGCUAAGCAGGGAACUCCAGUCCUCUGCAAACAGUAUAUACUGGGCCGUCUCCAGCUUCAGUUACAGUUGUAGAAAUGAAUAGUGUAGGGAAGCAGGAGAGCAUCCUGUGUGAUGGUCAUCGGAGCCAGAAGUUGCUAAGGUACCAGUGACUGUGUUAAAUUUUAGUGUCCAUUGCAAAUACCAGUUUUUUUCCCCCACAGUAGAAUCUCCAGCAAGAGGCAAAAAGAUUAACCCAGAAGGAAAUAUGCCUCUUCCAGAUGCACUAUUGUUUAUUCUGAAAUAGCUAAGCAGUUUGUGUUGGAAUCACCACAAUCAGCUUUUCCUUUGUGGCGAGGCAGCAGCGAACAUGUGUUUGCUUUAUGCAUCGUGUAAUAUGAAGGUAAGAGGGGGCUGUGUGCAAAGAUAAUGUGAGGGAGAAAUCUUACUAACACAAAAGCAAUGGAUCCAGACCAGGAGUGGGAUGUGGGGCUCAUAUAGCCCACAGCCACUAUUCGCUGCUGAUCUCCUCCUCUCUUUCCUCUUUUUCAGUCUCCCUGUAUACUCGUGGCUUGCCUUAGGCUCACAGAAAUCUUACUGCUUUAGCCUCCUUAGUGCUGGGAUUACAGGUACUGGGAUGCAGUGACAUCCAAGGCGAGCCUGGAGAAAGCCAUACACAGGGCUGAGAAGAUUGAGAUGGACCUUCAGCACAUGCAGGCCGAGGGCCUUGGCAGGGUAUCUGUAGCAGACAGAGGUUUCUGGAACCCAUGAUGGAACGUGGAGAAGGAGGAAACUAAUGUCACUCCGAUAACUGCCCAGGUUGAAGUCCCCUCCAGUCACCAUUUCACCACUGUGGUGGCCUUUUCAUACACGGUAGGUAUCUUUGCAGGGCUAUGAAGCUAGCUGUGAGCUCACACUCACUUCCUGGAGAAGAGUAACAGUCCCUCCCUCUGUCACAGCCCGGCCAGCUCUCCAGUGAGCACAUCCUCUGAUGGGGUUUCCUAUGCUGAGAUUAAAUGGUGCUCUUUGAUCUGCUUUGGAAAGCUGCUCCGAGGACAGCUUCCUUUGGUGUCAGGAUACCUCCCAACACAUAUGCUUCCUUCAUCACUGGUCUUUUUAUGGAAUGGGCUUCAGCUUUAUUCUAACUAACCGUGGAUGUUUGCCUGAAGGUGGAUUCUUUUCCCUUUUAUUUUACUUGAGGGAUGGGAAGGGGUGAGAAAUAGCUGAUCCACCAUGAUUAUAGAAGAACUUGAGACUCACAGACAGGAGGAUGUGAGCCUCAGCUCUGAGUGACCCUGGGCUUUUGCUUUAUUUCUCUGAGCCUCCAUGCUCUGAAUUAGACCCAUAUUAGGCAUGACAAACAUUUAAGAAACAGCUUUUAAGACCUGUUCAUCAGAAGGAGCUGCUGAAUGUUCACAGGGAAAUCUCUGCCUCGACCACUCAAAAUCAUCUGGAUCCAACACAGAGGAACUUUCUGGUCUUCCAGGACACAUAGUGAGUGAGACCCCCCCCCCUCCCCCAGGCUGCGGACAGAGCACAUCCCCCUGUCAGUGAUGCUUUAGAGGUCAGGACAAUGGGUCAGACAUGGACAAAGGCUUUGUAUCAGGGAAUGAAGCAGACUCACUUCUUCCAUUGGAGCCAGGCAGGGAGAAGAGAGAAAGUCAGUGAAUCAACUGUAGUGUGGUUAGGGCUAGUGGAGGACUGCAGAGAGCUUCACUGAUUCUGCUUUUCUGGAAACUUCCCUCUCAGAGGAGAUGACAUUUGAGUUGGGGCUUAGAGCAUGAGCCAGGGGUCUCUAGAGAGACGGGGUUAUUAAAAACAUUGCUGGUGGUAGAAAGCAAAGCGGAGAGGCGUAGUGGAAGAACCGCUGUGGUCUGAAUUUAGACUGCCCCCUCAGUGCACGUGUUAAAGGCUUGAGCCUUAGCACACCGCUGUUGAGGAGUGGUAGAGCCAGUGGGGCCUGUGGGACCUUGAAGGAGAUUGGGUAGCACUUGUCUCCUUCUUUGACUUCCCAGUUACAGUGUGAUGAACAGGUUCCUCUAACCGCAGGACCCCAUUGUGAUGUGCAGUCUCUCCACAGGCGCCAAGAAAUGAAUAGGCAGUAUCCUCUGAAAAUGUGAGCCACAGCCAACACUCUCCUCCUCACAGAUUGUUCGUCCAAGGUAUUUGUGAGGGAAACUGAAUGCUGAAGCAAAGGGUUGCUCUCUGCGUUCUAUGGCUGGACUACUGAGUCAGAAUCGUCACGGCUAAGGGCAGGGUACAGCCAAUGCUUACUGGACUUUUAACUUGGGCCAGGUGUUGUACAAAGAGACCACUGCAUGUGUCAUCUAAUCCAGUCCUCUCUGUGCUAUUACUAACCGUACUUUGCAGAGAGGUGAGACUGAAGUAGAAAGGUUAAGGAAUUUGUCAUCACCGAUCUAUAUGACAAAACCAGAGGGAGAUCUGGUUCUAGCCAACUUCAAAGCUGACUUUAGCCUCUUUCCAAGAGCCUGGAACAAAGUACUGAGUGGUUUGUGUGCUGCUGAUCUGGGAUUUCCACUUCCUCCUUGAUGUGGGGAUAACCAGGGGGCCACACAGUGGAAGGAGCGGAGAUGAGAGCAUGGGGACAACAGUCACAGAUCCACUCUGUCCCACCUGUAGUACACACCAGAGCCUUCCACAGGGACGCAUGCACAACCCACUGUCCUGCUGCUGCCAAGGCUAAACUUCUCAGGAGCUGCAGGUAUGAUAUAGGGCAGAGGAGUUUUGAUUUUUCAUAGUGGAGCAUUUUUGCCUUAGGAUCCAGCAUGAAUCCACUGGGACCAGGACAACCUGCCAAACAGAUCUGUACUGUACAUGGUCUCUGCUUGCUUGUCCCAUAGGACCUGUCUCAGAACUGAAUUUUUGUCCUCCUUCCAACUCCCCUCUUGAUGCCUAUAAAACCACUAUAUGUAUUUUCUUGUUUGUAAAAGUAACACAUGUCAAUACUGGAGAAAGCUCAAAGAGCAUGAAUACCGAUGUGUAUCAGUUACCCAUCCCUAUGUCACAGAUUAUCUGAAACCUUGCACUGUGAAGCAAACUUAAGUUCUCACAUGGCUUGAGAAUGAGAAAUCUGGGAAUGGCCUAGCUGCUGGUGUCAUGAAGGGCAGCCAGGGGGUAGGUGGAGGCUCUAGUGAUAGGGCGUGGAGAAUUUGCUUUCAGAGGGAUGCUGGCUGGGCCCUUCAUUCUUACACGUAGACUUCUCCCAAGCGCUGCUCAGAACAUGACUUUUCUAAUACCACGCACCAGAGAGUGAACAAAAACAGAACUCACAAGCUCAUUUCAAAUUGACAGUUCAUCACAUAUGCAGCAUUCUGUUGGCCAAACACUGGUCUGAGAAUGAUAUCUUAGGGGUGGGAGUGUUUCUAGCACAGUUCAUCAUCAGUGAUCGCUACUGCUUCUUGUGAAGGUUGCCAACCACAGUGGACACAUUAUAACGUUAUAAUUAACUUAAGUUUGUACCUGGAGUCCCCCUCUUCCUCUCAAAGCAUUGCAAACUGUAAAAGACCACUUGGAGGUCACAGUGAUGGGAGUGUAGUGGUAAGUGGUCGGGACCCCAACAAACUGCCUUCUGAUUGCCUUCCGAGCCCAGGGCACACUGUGUGUGGAGUAGGGAAGGGAAGAGUAAUGGCAAUAGAGUGAAUGUUGUUCUUUUCUCUUAUGGGGAAUUCAUUCCCAGAACACUCUUGGGCUCCUCAUCCCAAUAGUCUGUCAACAGACUCAUAACUGAGAAUGGCCUCAGCUUAAGUCAUCAGAUUCCUGUGGUACCCACACUGACUUCAAGCUUUUUAUACUAAAAAAAAAAAAAUUGUGUGUGUGUGUGUCUGUGUGUGUGUGUGUGUCUGUGUGUGUGUGUGCAUGCACAUGAGUACAGGUGUCUACAGAGGCCAGGGAUACCAGAUACCCCUGGAGCUGGAAUUACAGAUGGUUGUGAGCUAGCUAUCUGAUGUAGGUCCUCUAGCCUGGGCUCCAACCGUUUACCUGGGACAGGCCCUCUGUGCAUAUUUCCAUCAGCUUUAUGGUGAAAACCAUUAGAUGCUCCAUAUCAACCGUCUGAGAGCUGUGACUUCUCAUGAAGCGCCCCUAAGGGAUGAAUGUUGGUUCUUGACUCUAUACGUCAUGCAGAAAGCAGAGACACAAACCAUUUAUAAGCAGCUGCAUAUUGUGUCUGUGGUAUUACAGGUUCACAGGGAAGGUGAUUAGGAGGAGAAUGGCUUAAAGGCUAUUUGGGAAAGCAGUGGUGGAAAAACAGGUUGAAAAACACUUAAGGUCCCGAGAGGCGAAGAGUAAUUACAUAAAUUACAAAAAUAUGGUUUUUGUUCUAUCCACACUUUUUAAUAGAAGACUUCCGUUUAACAGAAAUAUCAGGGAAAAUCAAAUGAAUCUUGAGACUCUGAAUUCAGAACAAGUCACAGAUGUUAAACACAGCAAGGGAGCCCCUUAAAUAGACUGCAUUUGGGGCACUUCAUCCAUCUGAUACUCUGUGGGGAUUUUUAAAUGAAGAUACAGAAAUUCCCCAAAUGGUUUUAUUCGUACUGGUAAUAUUCACUGAAUUUGAAUUGAUAUUAGACAUCUGUGAUCAAUUAGAUUUGGUCAUUGGCUAAUUACAUACAUUUAAAACAUAUCCAAGGCAAAGAUAUUAUAGUCGAGCAUAGUAAUUCAACUAAUAUUAUGAUUGAAAAUAUUCUAAUCUUUUAUCAGUGCAGGGUAGACACAUGAAGGAAUAUUAUUUUAUUUGCACAGUUUAUAAAGAGCUUUGAUAUAAAUUCCUUUUGAUGAUUUGUUCUUCUGAAGAGCCCUGCCGUGUGGAAAUUGUUUCCCUAUUUUCAUUUUAGGCAGAAGGAAGAUGAGGUUCAGCCCUUGACUGAUCCAUCCAAUAUGACUUUACCCCAGACUGGCCAGCCAGGUUCUAGCACCGUUUUCAUCGUCCCCUUCUCUGAAGAAGUAAGCCUAACUGUACUUUUUUUUUUUAUUAACUUGAGUGUUUCUUAUUUACAUUUCGAGUGUUAUCCCCUUUCCCGGUUGUUUCCGGGCAAACAUCCCCCUAAUCCCUCCCCGUCCCCUUCUUUAUGGGUGUUCCCCUCCCCAUCCUACCCCCAUUGCCGCCCUCCCCCCAACAAUCACGUUCACUGGGGGUUCAGUCUUAGCAGGACCAAGGGCUUCCCCUUCCACUGGUGAUCUUACUAGAAUGUUCAUUGCUACCUAUGAGGUCAGAGUCCAGGGUCAAUCCAUGUAUAGUCCUUAGGUAGUGGCUUAGUCCCUGGAAGCUCUGGUUGCUUGGCAUUGUUGUUCAUAAGGGGUCUCGAGCUCCUUCAAGCUCUUCGAGUUCUUUCUCUGAUUCCUUCAACGGGGGUCCUGUUCUCAGUUCAGUGGUUUGCUGCUGGCAUUCGCCUCUGUAUUUGCUGUAUUCUGGCUGUGUCUCUCAGGAGAGAUCUAAAUCCGGCUCCUGUCUGCCUGCACUUUUUUGCUUCAUCCAUCUUGUCUAAUUGGGUGGCUGUAUAUGUAUGGGCCACAUGUCAGGCAGGCUCUGAAUGGGUGUUCCUUCUGUGUCUGUUUUAAUCUUUGCCUCUCUAUUCCCUGCCAAGGGUAUUCUUGUUCCCCUUUUAAAGAAGGAGUGAAGCAUUCACAUUUUGAUCAUCUGUCUUGAGUUUCAUUUGUUCUAGGUAUCUAGGGUAAUUCAAGCAUUUGGGCUAAUAGCCACUUAUCAAUGAGUGCAUACCAUGUGUGUUUUUCUGUGAUUGGGUUACCUCACUCAGGAUGAUAUUUUCCAGUUCCAACCAUUUGCCUACGAAUUUCAUAAAGUCAUUGUUUUUGAUAGCUGAGUAAUAUUCCAUUGUGUAGAUGUACCACAUUUUCUGUAUCCAUUCCUCUGUUGAAGGGCAUCUGGGUUCUUUCCAGCUUCUGGCUAUUAUAAAUAAGGCUGCUAUGAACAUAGUGGAACAUGUGUCUUUUUUUAUAUGUUGGGGCAUCUUUUGGGUAUAUGCCCAAGAGAGGUAUAGCUGGAUCCUCAGGCAGUUCAAUGUCCAAUUUUCUGAGGAACCUCCAGACUGAUUUCCAGAAUGGUUGUACCAGUCUGCAAUCCCACCAACAAUGGAGGAGUGUUCCUCUUUCUCCACAUCCUCGCCAGCAUUUGCUGUUACCUUAGUUUUGGAUCUUAGCCAUUCUCACUGGUGUGAGGUGAAAUCUCAGGGUUGUUUUGAUUUGCAUUUCCCUUAUGACUAAAGAUGUUGAACAUUUCUUUAGGUGUUUCUCAGCCAUUCGGCAUUUCUCAGCUGUGAAUUCUUUGUUUAGCUCUGAACCCCAUUUUUUAAUAGGGUUAUUUGUCUUCCUGCGGUCUAACUUCUUGAGUUCUUUGUAUAUUUUGGAUAUAAGGCCUCUAUCUGUUGUAGGAUUGGUAAAGAUCUUUUCCAAAUCUGUUGGUUGCUGUUUUGUCCUAACCACAGUGUCCUUUGCCUUACAGAAGCUUUGCAGUUUUAUGAGAUCCCAUUUGUCGAUUCUUGAUCUUAGAGCAUAAGCCAUUGGUGUUUUGUUCAGGAAAUUUUUUCCAGUGCCCAUGUGUUCCAGAUGCUUCCCUAGUUUUUCUUCUAUUAGUUUGAGUGUAUCUGGUUUGAUGUGGAGGUCCUUGAUCCACUUGGACUUAAGCUUUGUACAGGGUGAUAAGAAUAGAUCAAUCUGCAUUCUUCUAUAUGCUGACCUCCAGUUGAACCAGCACCAUUUGCUGAAAAUGCUAUCUUUUUUCCAUUGGAUGGUUUUGGCUCCUUUGUCAAAAACCAAGUGCCCAUAGGUGUGUGGGUUCAUUUCUGGGAUUUCAAUUCUGUUCCAUUGGUCUAUCUGUCUGUCUCUGUACCAAUACCAUGCAGUUUUUAUCACUAUUGCUCUGUAAUACUGACUGCUUGAGUUCAGGGAUAGUGAUUCCCCCUGAAGUCCUUUUAUUGUUCAGGAUAGUUUUAGCUAUCCUGGGUUUUUUGUUAUUCCAGAUGAAUUUGCAAAUUGUUCUGUCUAACUCUUUGAAGAAUUGGAUUGGUAUUUUGAUGGGGAUUGCAUUGAAUCUGUAGAUCGCUUUUGGUAAAAUGGCCAUUUUUACUAUAUUAAUCCUGCCAAUCCAUGAGCAUGGGAGAUCUUUCCAUCUUCUGAGGUCUUCUUCAAUUUCCUUCUUCAGAGUCUUGAAGUUCUUAUUGUACAGAUCUUUUACUUGCUUGGUUAAAGUCACUCCGAGGUACUUUAUAUUAUUUGGAUCUAUAAUGAAGGGUGUCGUUUCCCUAAUUUCCUUCUAGGCUUGUUUCUCUUCUGUGUAGAGGAAGGCUACUGAUUUAUUUGAGUUAAUUUUAUACCCAGCCAUUUUGCUGAAGUUGUUUAUCAGCUUUAGUAGUUCUCUGGUGGAACUUUUGGGAUCACUUAAAUAUACUAUCAUAUCAUCUGCAAAUAGUGAUAUUUUGACUUCUUCUUUUCCGAUCUGUAUCCCCUUGACCUCCUUUUGUCUAGUCCCUGAUUUUAGUGGGAUUGCUUCAAGUUUCUCUCCAUUUAGUUUAAUGUUAGCAACUGGUUUGCUGUAUAUGGCUUUUACUAUGUUUAGGUAUGGGCCUUGAAUUCCUAUUCUUUCCAGGACUUUUAUCAUGAAGGGGUGUUGAAUUUUGUCAAAUGCUUUCUCAGCAUCUAAGGAAAUGAUCAUGUGGUUUUAUUCUUUCAGUUUGUUUAUAUAAUGGAUCAUGUUGAUGGUUUUCCGUAUAUUAAACUAUCCCUGCAUGCCUGGGAUGAAGCCUACUUGAUCAUGGUGGAUGAUUGUUUUGAUGUGCUCUUGGAUUUGGUUUGCCAGAAUUUUAUUGAGUAUUUUUGCGUCGAUAUUCAUAAGGGAAAUUGGUCUGAAGUUCUCUUUCUUUGUUGGGUCUUUGUGUGGUUUAGGUAUAAGAGUAAUUGUGGCUUCGUAGAAGGAAUUCGGGAGUGAUCCAUCUGUUUCAAUUUUGUGGAAUAGUUUGGAUAAUAUUGGUAUGAGGUCUUCUCUGAAGGUUUGGUAGAAUUCUGCACUAAACCCGUCUGGACCUGGGCUCUUUUUGGUUGGGAGACCUUUAAUGACUGCUUCUAUUUCCUUAGGAGUUAUGGGGUUGUUUAACUGGUUUAUCUGUCCCUGAUUUAACUUCGGUACCUGGUAUCUGUCUAGGAAAUUGUCCAUUUCCUGUAGAUUUUCAAGUUUUGUUGAAUAUAGGCUUUUAUAAUAAGAUCUGAUGAUUUUUUGAAUUUCCUCUGAAUCUGUAGUUAUGUCUCCCUUUUCAUUUCUGAUUUUGUUAAUUUGGACACACUCUCUGUGUCCUCUCAUUAGUCUGGCUACGGGUUUAUCUAUCUUGUUGAUUUUCUCAAAGAACCAACUUUUGGUUCUGUUGAUUCUUUCUAUGGUCCUUUUUGUUUCUACUUGGUUGAUUUCAGCUCUGAGUUUGAUUAUUUCCUGCCUUCUACUCCUCCUGGGUGUAUUUGCUUCUUUUUGCUCUAGAGCUUUUAGGUGUGCUGUCAAGCUGGUGACAUAUGGUCUUUCCUGUUUCUUUCUGCAGGCACUCAGAGCUGUGAAUUUUCCUCUUAGCACAGCUUUCAUUGUGUCCCAUAAGUUUGGGUAUGUUGUACCUUCAUUUUCAUUAAAUUCUAAAAAGUCUUUAAUUUCUUUAUUUCUUCCUUAACCAGGUUAUCAUUGAGUAGAGCAUUGUUCAACUUCCACGUAUAUGUGGGCAUUCUUCUCUAUUGUUAUUGAAGACCAGUUUUAGGCCGUGGUGGUCCGAUAGCACGCAUGGGAUUAUUUCUAUCUUUCUGUACCUGUUGAGGCCCGUUUUUUGACCAAUUAUAUGGUCAAUUUUGGAGAAAGUACCAUGAGGAGCUGAGAAGAAGGUAUAUCCUUUUGCUUUAGGAUAGAAUGUUCUAUAACUAUCUGUUAAGUCCAUUUGGCUCAUGACUUCUCUUAGUCUGUCUACGUCUCUGUUUAAUUUCUGUUUCCAUGAUCUCUCCAUUGAUGAGAGUGGGGUGUUGAAAUCUCCUACUAUUAUUGUGUGAGGUGCAAUGUGUGUUUUGAGCUUUAGUAAGGUUUCUUUUACGUAUGUAGGUGCCCUUGUAUUUGGGGUACAGAUAUUUAGGAUUGAGAGUUCAUCUUGGUGGAUUUUUCCUUGUUGAAUAUGAAGUGUCCUUCCUUAUCUUUUUUGAUGACUUUUAGUUGAAAAUUGAUUUUAUUUGAUAUUAGAAUGGCUACUCCAGCUUGCUUCUUCUGACCAUUUGCUUGGAAAGUUGUUUUCCAGCCUUUCACUCUGAGAUAGUGUCUGUCUUUGUCUCUGAGGUGUGUUUCCUGUAGGCAGCAGAAUGCAGGGUCCUCGUUGUGUAUCCAGUUUGUUAAUCUAUGUCUUUUUAUUGGGGAGUUGAGGCCAUUGAUGUUGAGAGAUAUUAAGGAUAGUGAUUAUUGCUUCCUGUUAUAUUCAUAUUUGGAUAUGAGGUUAUGUUUGUGUGCUUUUCUUCUCUUUGUUUUGUUGCCAAGACGAUUAGUUUCUUGCUUCUUCUAGGGUGUAGCUUGCCUCCUUAUGUUGGGCUUUACCAUUUAUUAUCCUUUGUAGUGCUGGAUUUGUAGAAAGAUAUUGUGUAAAUUUGGUUUUGUCAUGGAAUAUCUUGGUUUCUCCAUCUACGUUAAUUGAGAGUUUUGCAGGAUACAGUAACCUGGGCUGGCAGUUGUGUUCUCUUCGGGUCUGUAUGACAUCUGUUCAGGAUCUUCUGGCUUUCAUAGUCUCUGGCGAAAAGUCUGGUGUGAUUCUGAUAGGUCUGCCUUUAUAUGUUACUUGACCUUUUUCCCUUACUGCUUUUAAUAUUCUUUCUUUAUUUUGUGCGUUUGGUGUUUUGACUAUUAUGUGACAGGAGGAGUUUCUUUUCUGGUCCAAUCUAUUUGGAGUUCUGUAGGCAUCUUGUAUGCUUAUGGGUAUCUCUUUCUUUAGGUUAGGGAAGUUUUCUUCUAUGAUUUUGUUGAAGAUAUUUACUGGUCCUUUGAGCUGAGAGUCUUCACUCUCUUCUAUACCCAUUAUCCUUAGAUUUGAUCUCCUCAUUGAGUCCUGGAUUUCCUGUAUGUUUUGGACCAGUAGCUUUUUCCCCUUUACAUUAUCUUUGACAGUUGAGUCGAUGAUUUCUAUGGAAUCUUCUGCUCCUGAGAUUCUCUCUUCCAUCUCUUGUAUUCUGUUGGUGAAGCUCGUAUCUACAGCUCCUUGUCUCUUCUUUUGGUUUUCUAUAUCCAGGGUUGUUUCCAUGUGUUCUUUCUUGAUUGCUUCUAUUUCCAUUUUUAAUUCCUUCAACUGUUUGAUUGUGUUUUCCUGGAAUUCUUUCAGGGAUUUUUGUGACUCCUCUCUAUGGGCUUCUACUUGUUUAUUUAUGUUUUCCUGGAAUUCUUUUAGGGAUUUUUGCGAUUCCUCUCUGUAGGCUUCUACUUGUUCUCUAAGGGAGUUCUUCACGUCUUUCUUGUCGUCCUCCAGCAUCAUGAUCAAAUAUGAUUUUGAAACUAGAUCUUGCUUUUCUCGUGUGUUUGGAUAUUCCGUGUUUGCUUUGGUGGGAGAAUUGGGCUCCGAUGAUGCCAUGUAAUCUUGGUUUCUGUUGCUUGGGUUCCUGCGCUUGCCUCUCGCCAUCAGAUUAUCUCUAGUGUUACUUUGUUCUACUAUUUCUGACAGUGGCUAGACUGUCCUAUAAGCCUGUGUUUCAGGAGUGCUGUAGACCUGGUUUCCUGUUCUCUUUCAGCCAGUUAUGGGACAGAGUGUUCUGCUUUCGGGCGUGUAGUUUUUCCUAUCUACAGGUCUUCAGCUGUUCCUGUGGGCCUAUGUCUUGAGUUCACCAGGCAGGUCGCUUGCAGCAGAAAUGUUGGUCUUACCUGUGGUCCUGAGGCUCAAGUUUGCUCAUGGGGUGUUGCUUAUGAGCUCUUCUCGGCGGCAGCCACCAGGUAGAUCUGUGCCUCCCUUUCCGGGAGCUUAUGUGCACUAGGGUUCCAGAUGGCGUUUGGUGUUUUCCUCUGGAAUCAGUAAGGUGUGCAGAGUGCAGUCUCUUCUGGUUUCCCAUGCAUGUCUGCCUCUCUGAAGAUUUAGCUCUCCCUCCCACGGGAUUUGGGUGCAGAGAACUGUUUAUCUGGUCGGUCCCUUCAGGUUCAGGUGGUGUCUCAGAUGCAGCGGACCUGCUGCUCCUCAGCCCUCCUCUAUGGGAACCCAGAGGCCGUAUACAGUUUCCUCUUGGGCCUGGGAUGUGGGCAGGGGUGGGCAGUGUUGGUGGUCUCUUUUGCUCUGCAGCCUCAGGAGUGCCCACCUGUCCAGGCGGUGAGGUCUCUCUCCCACGGGGUUUGGGAGCAGAGAGCUGCUGCGGGCAGGGAUCUGCUGGUUUGGGACUCCCGCUAAAUCAAGCCUAACUGUUCUUAGGCAGUUCAGGUAGUGUGGCUUCUUCAGGCUGAAUAGGGAUAUGGAGUCUCUAAUCUUGAUCUCCAAAAGGAGGCAGGUAACUCAGUUGAUAAAUCUACCCUCUGGAACUUUCUGCAGUAGCCCCAAAUACCUCCUCCAAAUGGAAUUUCUCUCUGUGCUUGGUAAACACAGCUUCCUCUGCAUUAUGUGGCCAUCUAGUCCUAUACAGCAGUGGCUCUCAACCUUCCUAAUGCUGCGACCCUUUAACACAGUUCCUCUUGUUGUGGUUACCCUCCAACCAUAGCAUUAUUUUCACUGCUAUUUCAUAACUGUAGUUUUACUACUGCAAAACUUUACUACUGUUAGGAGUUAUAAUGCAAAUAUUCGUGUUUCCUGGCGGUUUUAGGCAACCUCUUUGAAAGGGUUAUUUGACUCGCAAGGGAGUGGCAACGUACAGGUAACCUGUUGCCAUACAGCAUUUAGAAUUUUAGUCCCCAAAGAAGACAAUUCUCCAGAGCUCCGCCCCCACUCAUAAGUGCCAGCCAAGUAAAGGUGAAAGCACUGGACGGGGCAAGGUUAAGCGCUGACUUUACUUCCCGCAGCCCGUGCUGGCCACACAGCAAGUCAGUGGCCUAUCAGUUCCAUCCUGCUUGAUACAUGCUGAGCCUCCCACAUGGGCGAACUGGUUCAAAUCCCGCCCUUCACCCUGUAUAUUCCCAGCCCCAACCCCUGCACUCUCCUGGAGCAAAAUCACCUUCAGAAUUGACUCAAUAGGAGAAAUAAAUUUAAGUUCAACCUUAAAAUUAUUUUCAAAAAUUAAAAUAAAUUGAAAGACACAGCUCAGGCUCAACUAUCUCUAAACUUUUAAAACUUACAUUUAUUUAUUUAUCUAUCUACUAUCUAUCUAUCUAUCUAUCUAUCAUCUAUCGAUCUAUCUAGGAUAUGUAAGCGGGCACAUGUGUGCCACAGUGUGAGUGUGGACGUCAGAGGAAAAUUUCUACGAAUCCAUUCUCUUCAUCUACUGCGUGGGUCUGUGAUGUUGAACCUAGGUCAUUGGACCUGGAACCAAGCACUUUUUCUCACUGAGCCAUCUUGUUAGUCCUACCCUUAAAAUUCUGGUGCUGGUUUCAGCUAUUCUGGUUGAAGCUAUUGCAGUCUUAUCUUUUGUGAUGCAUGAACACAAUGCUGAAGAUUGUUAAAAAGUUACCUGAAUGUGGAGAUGUUGAGGGGGAGAAGCAGAGAUGAGAAAAUUAAGAAGCCAGAAGUGGAAUCCGGAGGUCUGCUUGGGCUGAUGAACUACACCAGGAAGUUGAUUAAGAAGUAUGGCACCUUACAUACUAUUACAGGGGGAAAGGGGACAGAGUUGGCAGAAAACCAUACAGCGGGACAUAGACAGCAGAAACCUAAGCAAGCAGUGUUGCACAAAGAGAACAGACGAUUUAAGUCCACCGCAGACCAAGCACACAGGGACCCAGGACAGAUAACCAUAGCCCCUUAGGAGGGAAGAGUUGGGUUCUCAGGAUCCCAAAUCACAGCUGCCUCGAGGCGCUGGCCCCAUGCCAUCACCGGCUUUGCCAAGUGUGUUCCUGGUUUAGAGAAGAAACUAUGUUCCUCCUCCAUACUUGACAGUCUGAGGGAAAGCCUUGGAGUAUCCUUAGCUCUCCCCAAAAUGUUCUUCAUUCAGGAACAAGACAUCUAGUUUUCCUUAAACCAUAAGGUUUAAGGUUCAUGAGGUUCAUAAGGUGAAGGUUCAUGAGUGAAUUCUGUGUUCUGCUUGGCUUGUCCCAACCAUCUCUCACUGACAGCUAUUUCCCAUUGACAACCAUCUCGAUGACAAGCACCUCUCAAUGUCUCCCAUUGACAAGCUGCCUCUCCUUGACAACCAGCCCUGAUGCACUGACAACCAACCCUCAUUCACUGACAACCAACCCUCAUUCACUGACAACCAACCCUUAUUCACUGACAACCAACCCUCAUGCACUGACAACCAACCCUCAUGCACUGACAACAAACCCUCAUUCACUGACAACAAACCCUCAUUCACUGACAACCAACCCUUAUUCAUUGACAACUAACCCUUAUUCACUGACAACCAACCCUCACUCAUUGACAACCAGCCCUCAUGCACUGACAACCAGCCCUCAUGCACUGACAACCAACCCUCAUGCACUGACAACCAGCCCUCAUGCACUGACAACCAGCCCUCAUGCACUGACAACCAACCCUCAUGCACUGACAACCAACCCUCAUGCACUGACAACCAGCCCUCAUGCACUGACAACCAGUCCUCAUGCACUGACAACCAACCCUCAUUCACUGACAACCAACCCUCAUUCACUGACAACCAACCCUUAUUCACUGACAACCAACCCUUAUUCACUGACAACCAACCCUCAUGCACUGACAACAAACCCUCAUUCACUGACAACAAACCCUCAUUCACUGACAACCAACCCUUAUUCAUUGACAACUAGCCCUUAUUCACUGACAACCAACCCUCACUCAUUGACAACCAGCCCUCAUGCACUGACAACCAGCCCUCAUGCACUGACAACCAACCCUCAUGCACUGACAACCAGCCCUCAUGCACUGACAACCAGCCCUCAUGCACUGACAACCAACCCUCAUGCACUGACAACCAACCCUCAUGCACUGACAACCAGCCCUCAUGCACUGACAACCAGCCCUCAUGCACUGACAACCAACCCUCAUGCACUGACAACCAGCCCUCAUGCACUGACAACCAGCCCUCAUUCACUGACAACCAACCCUCAUGCACUGACAACCAGCCCUCAUGCACUGACAACCAACCCUCAUUCACUGACAACCAACCCUCAUGCACUGGCAACCAGCCCUCAUUGACAGAAUCUCCCAGCAUCUUGAUACCAGGUUCCCAUAGGUCUUCUUUUCCUUCGUCUCCUCUGCACUAGUUUUUGAGAUAGUCUCAUGUCGUGUAGGCUGGCCUUGAACUCUGGGUAGCUGAGUAGGAACUUGAACUCUUGAUCUGCCUGCCUCUGCCUCUCAAACACUGGGAUUGCAGGCAUGGACCUUUUCUCCUUUAUAUUUUUUAAUCUUGAUUUUAUUCUGCUUAGUAUUAUACUGUAAAAAAUUUUCAUUUUUUAAUAAUUAUUACAAACAUGUAUUUUAUCAGGUUUAUAUGGCUAUCAUUUUAAUUGUUCUUUUACAAACGUAUGAUGUCAUUUUUCACACUUGCAUAUAACAUUGAACAAGUGUCUUUACAGAUGGAGUUUUUAAAAAUUCUUUGCACCUUGGAGUCAUUAUCAGUCGUGGAGUGACCAGGUCAAAGGGGACAGUCAUCGUCCCCUCCUUGCCCUCUCUUACACUGGUGUCUACCAUCUUUCCUGACCAUGCCUCAGCUCUGCCCACGUGAGUCAAGUCUAAGUCGAAUUCGUCCCCCAGAACCAUGUUUUGACUCUUUGUUCCAAAUGCUCAGGAUUGUGGUUCUGUUCCAAUAACGCUGUCAGAGCCCAGAAUAGUGUGGAGAUUUUUCUUCGGGAAAUUGCUGUCAAAACCAUUGGCAUGUUCUUUUGAAUAUCCUUAUUGGUAACAAAAUUUGGCAUUUAGAAGCUGGAUUUUAAUUUCUGGAAGGAAUUAGUAUCUUUGACAUACCUUUCUGUUUCUAAGAGGGUUCUCUUAGAAGUCAGAACUAGGUAGAGUUUAAAUGUGAAGUGAAUUGUUUACCUAGCUGAGGGCUAAGGCCACAAAAGAGAACUAGACAUUGCAACCAGAGUGGCUGCCUAAGAGUUGCCUCCCUUAAGGAUGGCGUGCCCUAGGAAGAUGCGGUGUAACCACAUGCUAUUGGUUUGGAGGCCUGCCCCACUAGGCCCCUCUGGCUGGGGUACACUGGGUGCUGGGGUCUGCAGCCUUGGCUCUGUAGAACUGGGAGUCUGACUUGAACGGCAGUGCCUGCAGCGGGGACUGUGUUUGUGAGAGGACCCACGGAAGGUGGCUGUGAGCCCGUGGAGUGACUGAGACCCGGAUGCACCUGUGUUGGUGGGCUCAGUUACCGCCACACGGCUGAGGUACUGUUGCUGAGCAACGCAGAAAGGAACAGCGUGUUAACAGAGGGAUCUCUUUCUGGUCCUCCAGCCUUCCAGCAACCCUGGCAUCCCUGAUGCUCAGGAACCCAAGAAAGAGCUGGCUGUGGAAGGAAAGUGUUGUUUACAGAGGGUGGCCUCAGCCUCAGCCUCAGCCAGUAGAGCCUGGCAGAGAGGCGCGCUGCCUGGCUGAAGCCGGCGUGCAUCUGCUACUUUGCUAAGUUUUUCCAAAGUGCUUCACCUGUGUUGAAGAUGUGUGCCUUAUUUGGACAAGGACAUAGAGAAAGGAUGUAACAGGCGGGACCUUUAGAAUGAGGACACACAUCUUACUCUCUUCAUUCCUUGUCCCUACAUCUGCUGAGGCUGAGCUUCCUUUCUGAUGACAAAGGGAGGAGGUGUCUUGUUCCUGAGACGGUCUGUGAUAUAAGAUGGCAGGAAGACCCAGAGGUCAGGCCAUAGGCUAAAAGCCCUCCUGCAACCCGCUCAGGUCUAUGCAGCUCACAGACAUGUUUGGAGGAGGUGGAUGUCUUGUGGGAACUGUAAGUGAAAAUAGGUUCAACUUAGCAUCAGGAAGAUGAGGGGAGGAGAGGAGAGGAGAGGAGAGGAGAGGGGAUGCCAGGAGGGAAAAGGGACGAGCCAACACUGGCCCAGGAGCAAGGGCCACAGAAACCUGUGACUGCAGAAAGCUCAAGACCCUCUGUGACCUGUGUAAUUGGUCUGUACCUUAUGGCUUUGUGGGAGAGGGGAGUGGAAACCUUGCUAAGUGACCUUUAAAUUGUACUUACACACAAGGAGAAGCUGAGGCUCAGAAAGGCUAAGUAGCAUGACCAAGAUCACACACUUAGAAAACUUGGUUUUGAACUCAGUUCUGUAUGAUUUCCUAAACCUCCCUCUCCAAGGUGGAAUGGGCAGGGGAGGCCACAAGAACACCAUUACCACUGAUUCAAAUAGAACCCUACUCCCAGAGUUGGGCUAAGUGCUGGUUCAGUCCUCAGAAUUCCAUGCAGCAGACAUCGCUCUGAACAAACAGAUGCAUGACAGGCUGAGAAAGGCUGGAAGCACGCACCGUUCAACACUUGUGUUCUCACUCAGUGAGUCUUAAACGUUAGUGUGCCUGGGGAUCCCCGGGGAUCUUGUUAAAGGCAGAUGCCUAUUUCGUAGGCCUUAAGGAGGGAUGCUGAUGAUGAGUUCGCUAAGGCUCUUAACAGCGAUGCUAUUGCUUCUCUCCUGUUAAGCACACCAUCUUUUCCAUGUGACUUACUGUCACCUAUAAGCCAGGAAGCCUCUUGCUCAAGCCCAGUUGUCAUGUGAUACCUGAGCCGUGCCCUUCCCUCUCUUUGCUCCCGUUGAACAUUUUCAGAGGAAGUUAAGUAACCAAACAAAUCCAUCAUCCGGCAGGCCAUUAGGCAAAAACACGUGGUUUUUGCCCCCAUGUGUCUACAUUCAAUUAAUGAAGCUGUCAUUAAAGCCUGGGAAAUGUGUCAAGAAAAUUAGUUUUGGGUGUUGGAUUGUUUAGUUCUAGAAUAAUUUCCAUCCUUUUUAAUGAGCAGUGUUUGAAAUGCCAUCACCCUUACCCUUCUCCAUCAGGGGUGUAUAGCACAGGAUACACAGAAGCCUAACUAACAUCUUGGGGGUCAGUGGAAUCUUCACAGGAAGUCGUUAAUAUCCUCUCUGCCCUGUCCCUUCAUUACCACAGGACCUCUGUUUGAGAGUGUUUUCAGAGCCAUGCAUUCCUUUAAGGGAAAGAGAAUCAGACACAGCUUGGGAAAGCUGUGGCUGACUUCAGAAACGGACAGACAGAAUAUUAACCAGGCAUCCACCACCAGUGGUAUCUGCCCAUAUCAGAAAGCCUUAAGGAAGAGUUAUUUUCAUCCCCUAAAAAGAGACGUUUAUUUUCUAAACGUCCGACUUAAAGGAAUAUUUUAUUUCAAGAAACAAAUGAGGUGGGUUAAUAUUUUAAACGGCUAUGCUUUCCCUGUGGUGUUUCUGUCUCUGUAUCUGCAUUUCCUCCUGCAGCCUGUCUCACGCUGACCUCGGCAUUCUCAACGCUCACUGUGAGGUUGUUAUAGCAGUAAUGCAAAGAAAAUCAAAAUAAGUCACUGUGGAGGGUUGUUGGCACUUGGAAGCUGAGUCUGGGCUUUGACAAUAACUCUGUAAAAAUACUUGCAAAGUAAUUUGUGUCCCCACCCAGACAAGCUAAAACUCUCCAGGCUGACUGUUGAGGAAGCCACCCAGGAAGGAAACAAAGUUAACUGGUGAUGGAGGUGUUUGCAAAGGGUCUUUGUUUUGCAUCUUGCUUCAUGGGCUGAUUGCACAGAGUGGGUGUGGGGACAACACGUAGAUACUGAGUGAGGGAUGGUCCUGCUUGUUGUUCAUUGUCUGUGUGCUCUUGAGACAGUAUGUGCUGAGAGGGGUUGUGUCGUUGUUUUGUUUUCCCUGUAAUACCUUCAGGCAUUAUGUCAUGUCAAAAAUUUGAUCAUUAAAAAGAAAAAGAAUGAUUUAUUCAUUUUGACUUUGCGUUCAUCGGUGUUUUGCCUACAUGUACGUCUAGGGCAUUGGAUCCCCUGGAGCCUGAGUUACAGAUAGAUGCAAGCUGCCUUGUGGGGUCUGGGAAUUGAACCCAGAUCCUCAGGAAAAGCAGCCAGUUCACUUAACAACUCAGCCCUCUCUUUAGCCUUGAAUCUGGCCAUUUUUGUUGAGGAGUAACAUGACAGUGUGAAGCAUGCUUUGGAGGCUGGAGGGAUUUAAGAACUCAUACUGCUCUUACCGAGGACCUGAAUUCUGUUCCCACGUCUGGUGGCUCACAACAGCUUUAAUUCCAGCUCCAGGGGAUCUGGUGUCCUAUUCUUGUCUCCGCAGGCACCUAUACUCACCCACAAAUUAAUCUCCCAUAAUUAAAAAUUAAAAAGUAAAUCUUAAGAAAGCUGCUUUUACUUGAGACUAUCCAUUCUUUCUUUGGGCUCAGAAGGUUACUAAGAAUCAGGAUGGAAGCCUGGGAUCUCUGUCUUCAUUUUGGGUGUCUCCAGUAUAAGUCUUUGUCCUACACAUGCAGCGACCUUGGAUUUCACAAGGCAUGAAAUCUCUCAGGUCGGGCCAUCCCCAGAUGAAGCAAUUACCCAUGAGUGUGAGGCUGCACCCUGAAGCCAUGUGACCUUCUCCUGAGAACCAACCCCUCUUCUCAGGUAUAAGGAGCUGCAGAGCACCUUACAGGGUCUGAAUUGAGACAGCAGUCGGUGAGACUGCACACAGGUCAGGACUGUAAUGCAUCCUUACCCCAAUUAUUUAAACCUAUACAUACUUCAUGGCAGCCUGUAAAAUACAGACUCGGGGCUCCUGGAUACUUUAGCUGUCCCUCUUCCAAUGUGGCCACGUUGACUGAAUCUCCUUUCAAAGCUUGUCCCUUUAAUUGGUGCACUGGGGUGGGCAGCUGAGCUUAGCUUGUUGGAACAAACAGGUUUAGCCAUCUACCAGGAACACUCCAAUCAGCACAGCACACGUAUGUGAAUGUUCGUUCAGGCAUUCGCCGAGUAGAUGUUUGGGUAACUUCCAUUCUGACCACUUAUUUGGCCGCUGGGAUAAGAGGUGAUGUUUCCAGAAGCCCAGACAACAGACCUCCACACAGUCAGCCUUCUGGGUUCUCAGGUUCCACACCUUUGGAGUCAACCCACUGCAGAUGAAGAGUACUUGGCAAAAGCAACUGGACUGCUAAAUAUGCACAACUGUUUUCCUUGUCAUUGUGCCCUAAACCAGUCAGGAUAAUGACCGUUUGCACAGCAUCACAUGGUCUUGGGUGUUACAAGAAAUCUCGGGUAGAUUUAAAGUAUACAAAGUACACAGGGGACAGGGGAGGCCCGUGGAGAUACCAUGCUAUUUCCAGGAAGUGAUUUAUGCAGCUGUGGGUUUCGGCAUCCAUGGAGGAUCCCUGUAGCUGCUGAGGGAUGCCUGCCUCCUUUUCUUACUGGUUUCAGGAGGUUUUGCCUUCUCCCUGAAAAAAAAAAAAACUUGCCAAACUGACUUUGUUGGAAGAGGAGAGAUGGGAGUCAGUAUCCACAGUCAGAAAUUCAGCAUCGCUUUAGCAAACUGACUUUUGGGGAUGGUUUGUUAUGAAACAGUUAACUCAUAGAGCCUCCUCCUCCACAAGAGAUUCCAUGGACAUCCAUUCCAGUGGCUUCUCUGCACCUUUAGUUGUUGUUUAUUAUAAAAAUGUUCUGGAACACUGACAACUUAGAGAAAUUAGUGUAUCAGUUUGAUGAGGGUACUCAUUGAUUUUCCCUACAUUACCCAUCAGUAAUAUGGUCAGAAGCACCUAUCUUUUUGUAUAAUAUUAAGGUAUGUUAAUUGAGUAUAUUAAUGGGGUGGAUUUUCCCCUAGAAACAAUGGGCACCGAUCAAAUCUAGUGCUAUGGUAACUACCUUUUAGAUCAACAUAGUUUAGCUUCCACAUAUGAGAGAGAACAUUCUAGAUCAACUAUACAGUAUUCUUCUAUAUCUGGCUGAUUUAAUAAUAAUGCCCACCUGUUUCAAAUAUUUGCUAAAAUGGUAUGAUUUAUUCUUUUCUUUACAGAUAAAAAUAUUUCAUUUUAUAAAUAUAAAUAUGGCAUUUUUUGUAGCUCCCAGAUCUGAAAAUGUCUUUAUUUUUUAGAAAAUGGAUUCCAGGAGGUUAAAAAGCAAUACCAGAGGGCAUAGGUGCAGAACUGGAUGUAUGUAGUCAUUCAAGCAUCCAAGUAAGAAUACGGCAAUAUAAAUAUCCAAAAAGCAUCUCUUAGGUCUUCAAAACAAAAUGUAUAAGUAAUUCCUAAGUAGUGAGCAGUACAACAUUUCCUAGAUGGGAGAAACAGCUAACAGUAAAGUCUUGAAAGCCUUUCCCUUGGUUAAUUACAUGUAGACAGUUUGGCUUUGAUCAAACUCCUUUAAACAUGGAUAACAGUAUUACACAGGUCCACCGUUAAAACAGACAACAUGUUGCAACUUAUUUGUGGUAUAAUGUGUUCCAACAAAGCUUAGGAAAUAAAGACGUUGAGUUGACUUUGGACUAAGUUUAAUAGUCAUCUCUAUACAGGUUGGGCGCAGCAGUAUGGUAUGUUCAAACUGUGCUGUGUAUGAUCCUUUAAUGUCACAGAGUGGUGGAUAUGGAUCUACAAUGCCCAAGUCACACACAGAUUCUUCAGAGCCACUAAGGAUUUACUUUCUCCCAAGCAAUCCAGCCACAUUCGGCAGAAGGCUAGGGCACCAGUGUUUUCGUUGAUGGCAUUUAACAAGUGUUUUGUUCUUGGAAGCCUUUUUGGCACAUGUCCCACAUCAAAAUUUUUCAUGUAGUGUGAACAUUCCAUGUCAUCAUGAACCACACACUUCCCUGUGCUACCCAAGGUCUCAAUGGCAUACACCUCUCCUUUCUCCAUUCUUGUAGCUUCCCUCCUUUCACAAUGGGCACUGUUUUUCCAGUGUGAAUUCUAUAUGGCCCAAUUGAAUGUCCACUUAAGUUACAUAUGGGUUUUACUUGAUGUCUUCCCAUCUAUUUCUACUUCAUAGGACUCCAAAACUUCUUGAAUGGCCUCACUGACAUCAUAGAGACGAACAUCAAUCCCAGCACACUUCAUUCCAGUAUUAGUGGCAUCUUUUACAGCUUUUAAUAAUAUGUCAUACUUGGGAUUAAAAGUAACAGUAAAAGUACAGUCGAUUAUUCUACCACUUAUAUACAUUCCAAAGUUGGUCUUACAGAUGUCAUCGUAUGGUAAGACUGUCGUGUCACCAGCAUUGGUGUAGUGCGCGGCGCGGCGAAGUAAAGAUGGCGCCGACAGCCAGUCCCGUUCGAAUGU
This is a messenger RNA of Rattus norvegicus (Norway rat), 23776 nucleotides long. The record is from RefSeq and is a predicted model, not a curated record. NCBI's taxonomy places the organism in Eukaryota, Metazoa, Chordata, Mammalia, Rodentia, Muridae.